Messenger RNA from Coniophora puteana RWD-64-598 SS2, 4059 nucleotides. RefSeq lists its product as uncharacterized. Bases 193 to 3186 code for a protein of 997 amino acids. The record is from RefSeq and is a predicted model, not a curated record. NCBI's taxonomy places the organism in Eukaryota, Fungi, Basidiomycota, Agaricomycetes, Boletales, Coniophoraceae. The transcript has 15 exons. Gene Ontology annotation, molecular function: guanyl-nucleotide exchange factor activity.
GCGUCUUCCACAGUAGCCCACCGUUUAUCUCCUUGACAUAUCGAGAAAAUCGGCAAAGAUCAUUGGACGUUAGAGCGACAGCUAUUGUGAGGAUCGUAAUAUUACCUGUACUGCCCUGAUCUAGCAGCGUUGCUUGCGGUGCUGUGUCCACUACACGCUCCUCCUCACUGUUAGGUAGAAUUCGUGAACACAAUGCAUAAUCACCGCCCAUAUCCGCAUCUCUCUAUCCCGCCUGGUGCCCGCCCCCCAGUCAACCCGAGUCCAGUCGAAGCCUACGCACCAUACGCCUUCGAGCUCAACUCAUCCCCAAAUACCAACUUGUAUGAUGCUACACCGACCUCGAGCCGUCCACCACCUGUUCCGCCUAAGAACUGGCAAACACCCGUUCCACGAGGCCCGCCGCUCCUAAUCCGCCGCAACGUUCGCAGCGCAUACGAGACCGCCCCGCCCCCUGGCGGCUUUCUCGCCUUCCCUGAGCCCGAGAUCCAUCGCUCUAACUCGGCUCGAUCUUCCCUUCACCCAUCCCAUGCCUCGUCGGCAUCGUUCUCCGUCGCAUCAACGUCCCCCGCAGCGAGCCCGCGCUCGCUCUCUCCGGCCACACAUUACCCCCGUCAUCGCUCCAGUCGUUCUGAUGUAGGUCACUCGGCACACGCAAGAGAUGUCGCCACAGGAGAGUCUACUCCAGCCUCAGCAGGUUCGGCUGCGUCCUCAUUUGAGGAGGCUACCAUGCCGGGACUGUCACGCGAGCUCAGUAACCUGACGCUACAAUCAGAUGAAGGUCUACGACGUUUCCAGAAGGGUGAACUAUCAGACGAAGACUCGGAAUGGUACCGCCUAGUGCCACAGGAAGCUCGCGAUAGCCUCGGGAAACGUGAAGUGGAGAGGCAGUCUGUGCUUUUCGAGGUGUUCAAAUCUGAACGUGACUACGUCGCAGACCUUGAACUAGUACGACAGGUAUUCAUUGAACCUUUACGAUCCGCGAAUCCCCCUGUCAUUGCUGGCGACAGACUCCAUGCGUUCAUAAAAGAGCUAUUCUAUAACCUCGGAGACAUCCUUGCACAUCACAAACGCAUGCUAGGCCUUCUGUUUACCCGUCAAGAGGAACAGCAUCCAAUCAUUCAAAGUGUAACCGAUAUCAUCCUUGAAGGCUCUUUUUCCUUCCGCUCCGACUAUGAAGCGUACAUCAAGCACUACCCACUGGCGGAGGAACUCCACCGAACCGAACUAAAACGGAACCGGGCUUACCAGGCUUUCAUCUCAGCACGCGCUUCGGACCCCCGCGUACGGAAACGCGAUCUCGCGACCUUCCUGUCACGCCCGGUAACGCGUCUUCCGCGGUUGAAUCUCAUACUUCAGCAUGUUGAGAAGAUCACUGAACCGGGUCAUCCCGAUAAAGACGAGCUUCCCAUUUUACUCGAGCUAUUGAGCGACUUCUUGAAGAGCACUCAGCCGGGUAUUGCUGCAGCUGAGAACAAGGUCAAAUUCUACAACUUGUGCGAGAGCUUGAGCUUUGCGGUCGGGGAGCUGAUUGAUAUCGAUUGGUAUGAUGAGAGUCGGACGCUCGUACAUUGUGGCAACCUUGCACGUCACAGUAAGUCCGAGAUUGAUUGGCAUGGUUGGAACGACCUGUUCGUUGCUCUCCUUGAUAAUUAUCUUCUCCUUACACGGGAGGAAAAGAAACCAGGAGGUGUAACAAAGCGAUACGUGUCGUCUCGACCCAUACCACUCGAAUACCUUCGACUAGGUUCUUUUGACGCUCCCCCGGAGGGACGCAAAGAACGGGCCGAGGAUGGCGGAUUACUCGAUAGUUUACGGAUGCAGACACGGCCGGUCUACCCUUUCACAGUGUAUCACGCCGCGGCCAAAGCCCAAAGGCGCUAUACUCUUUAUGCACCAAGUGAUGGGGCACGGCUUAAGUGGCGCGACGCCCUCGUAGACGCGAAAGGUGUGCAUGAUGCACGUCGGGAUGCAAAUAAAAUAUUUGCACCUGAAGUCCUCGACGAUGGUUUCUUCCGCUCAAGUGGUUCUCGAGCAUCACAGCUAUCCGGGAAGAAGAGCGGUCGUGUCAUUAAUGCUGUUUCCUUCACUGCGAUGGGUGGACGAAGGUUCAUGGCUGUUGGUAGCGCGUCGGGGAUUUAUGUUGGUCUCCGCGGUGACUCGCGCUUUCAGCGCGUGCUUAGUUAUCCGAACCCAAACACCAUCAUUGCCUUGCAGGAAAGCAAUCGAUUCGUGAUCCAUCACGACAGUUACCUCAUCUCUUAUUCGCUGGACCUUCUUGCGCGUGUCUCGCAGAGCCAGAGCCCACCAAGCAGCCUGGAUGCGAGCCUAGAGAAGAUAGCAGGGCACGACGGGAAUGUUCUGUUUUGCCGUGCGGGUAGAAUUGGUGGAAGAGUGCUGCUGGUAUACGCGGUGAAGACUUUCCUGCAGGUUACGGUGCACGCUCUUGAAGCUAUCUCGUCGUCUGAUCUCUCCCUACGUCCCGUGCGGAGCAGUAAUAGUGUUUUUGGCUCUCGAAACAUGACGUCAUCAUUCCGACCAUAUGGCGAGCCAUUAUAUGUUCCAAAGGACGCGUAUUCGGUCACGACGCUGACGAAGACGAUCGCCAUUGCCACGGAAAAGGGAAUUGUCAUCGCAGAUCCUACACAUGCAUCAAAUUCUGUCGUUGCUGUCGUGCCAGAUUUCAGCGACUCGGCGACAAAUAAACGCGUGGCGGACCUUAAGUCCCGAUGUGAAGCUGCCAAACCGCUUGGGCUUAUACGGUGUGAUGCGUCAGAACUACUUGUUGUGUAUGACACAAUCGGCACGUUCAUUACGAAACACGGCCAUCCCUCGCGUUCAUGCGGCUACAUCCGAUGGGAGACACCCGCUCAAUCCUUCGCACAUCGCGGCGCACACGUCCUUCUCUUCUCGUCCGAGUUUGUCGAGGUGCGCACACUAGCGGCGGGCAAGCUUGUGCAGGUGUUCGAGGGCACGGAUGUUCGGUUACUCCUGCACUCGAGCCUCCGUCCAGCGAACGGAGGGGUGGAGGAGCCCUUGCUCGUAGCUAUGCGUGGGGAGAAGGACGACCGCGAUGGUGUGAGUGACAAAAUCGUCGAGCUCAAUGAGACGGCAAUGCUGGAGACGCCGAGCACGGCGUCCGCCUCAACGUUCUCGACAGAGGGCAUCUGGGACGAGUGGGAUAUGUAGUUUCUCGGACGGGACAACUUCCUGCGUGGUAUUGGUCCCAGGAUCUACAUAUUGUAUAUUCUUAUUUAUAACUAAUUCUUGUAAAUUCUUGCGCUUUCUACAACAACUGCAAGGAUAGAACGCUACGGGCAAAAAAAAAGUUGGUACGGGGCAGUUGUAGGCACUAGCGUUAGCCUGCAUAUGUUGAUUCAAGCGACAGAUUCCAGUGAAAACAAUGUGUGGUAUAUACAAGGAGAAAUGGUCAGCAAGCGGGGAACUACUUAAGGUGACGGAACGAAAGAUAUGCACAUGCUUAGGAGAAGGGCCGGUUCAGAGUUGUGCCAUCUCGGCCUCGCGUGAAGACGAUGAAUAAGUGGACGUUGAAGGGUCAUCGGCCUCCUCCGACUUGGCACAAGCCACCAGAACAAGUAUCACCAAGGGAGGUGCGACACAGGCACAAAUAGCGCAGCCGGCAGCCCAAGGUGGUAUAGUAUACGCCAGCUGUACACAUGUUAUUGCGAUGAUGCCAAGGCCGGGUAUUGCGUUGAGUAGACCAAAGACACCCGCAUCGACUGUCUGAGUUUACAAGUUUACAAACCAUCCAACUGUCAGCAUUUUAGAAUUCUAAAUGUGUCGGCGGAUGCAAACCUCUAACGUCUCGCGAGACAGUAGUCUAGACGUGAUAUGAACCGUCACUGUAUACAAGAACAAUCCUAAGGUCGCCGCCGCGAGGGCUUGAAACUGACUAAUGGUGUGAAGACUGUGGAUAAGUUAGCACCACUCGAGAACUCUUGCCCUCACAAAGUCCUGAAUACUAACGCAAGCAAAGCCGCCAGAAUAUUCAUUGAGGCCCUCCGCUGCUCAUCGAGCUCAUCCAAGCGAGCUGAGGAAGGC